AUGGUCAUGCUCCACCACUUCCUGUUGAGCAUCGUGCUUCACUCGGUUUACGUCUCCGCUGCUCCCACCGCACUCGUUAUUCCAUUUGUAACUCUCGGAAGCGCGACGUUCGUUGGAGAGACCUCUGGGACGGUACAGAGGUUCUUGGGUAUUCUGUUCGCCCAACCUCCUGUCGGAAACCUUAGGUACCACUUACCCCAGCCUAUCACAUACAUGAAUGGAUCCUACGACGCAAAGAAAUACGGGCCCUCUUGUGGUCAACAAUCUGUCGGAUUGCCUCUCCUCUCCGGCCUGACAGCGGAAGCAGUCAACUAUGUGAUCAAUUCAAUUUUUGGUCAAGUCUUCCCGACGAUGAAGAUUGUGAGCCUCACUGUGAACGUCGUGAAACCAGCUACUGCUACUCCUGGAUCCAAGCUCCCUGUCGUUGUGUGGAUAUUUGGCGGUGGUUUCGAACUCGGAAGUACUUCUAUGUAUGAUGGAGCAUUAAUCGUCAAAAAGUCCCAAGAUCUUGGACAACCUAUCAUCUACGUCAGCAUGAAUUACAAGUUAACUGGGAUCGACUUCCUUGCAAGUAAAGAGGCGAAAAAAGCUGGUGUGGGCAACCUUGGUCUUCAAGAUCAACGUGAGGCUCUGCGGUGGAUCCAAAAGUGCAUCACUCAAUUUGGUGGUGAUCCCACCAAAGUUUCCAUUUGGGGUGAAUCCGCUGGCCCUAUAUCUGUUGCUCUGCAGAUGGUGGCGAAUGAUGGCAACACUGAGGGUCUUUUCAGAGGCGGGUUCAUGCAAUCAGGAGCUACCAUUCCAGUUGGUGAUAUCACAAACGGCCAGAAGUACUACGAUGCCAUGGUUAAAGAAACUGGUUGCACUGGCGCAUCAGAUACUCUCGAUUGCUUGAGAACCAUCCCAUAUACCAAAUUAAAGGCUGUCAUCCACAAAUCUCCUGGUAUUUUUGCUUACCAGGUAUGUGUGUCAGUGAAGAUCGACUCGGCAGUUGGCGGUAUUGAAUUACCAGCCAAAACGCGCUCAUUUUCAAUCUCAGUUCAACUCAGAUAG
Messenger RNA from Psilocybe cubensis, 1050 nucleotides. RefSeq names its product putative secreted lipase. The transcript is spliced from 8 exons. Bases 1 to 1050 code for a protein of 349 amino acids. The record is from RefSeq and is a predicted model, not a curated record. NCBI's taxonomy places the organism in Eukaryota, Fungi, Basidiomycota, Agaricomycetes, Agaricales, Agrocybaceae.